Messenger RNA from Hyphopichia burtonii NRRL Y-1933, 1203 nucleotides. RefSeq lists its product as uncharacterized. The record is from RefSeq and is a predicted model, not a curated record. The transcript has a single exon. Gene Ontology annotation, biological process: peroxisome organization. The coding region runs from base 1 to 1203 and encodes 400 amino acids. Gene Ontology annotation, cellular component: peroxisomal membrane. Lineage: Eukaryota; Fungi; Ascomycota; Pichiomycetes; Serinales; Debaryomycetaceae.
AUGACCAUGGGCGACUACGAAGAAAAGCUCUAUGCUUCUUUCCAGCCAUCAGAAGCCAAGCUUCUAACGUCGACCUCCAAUACUCAAAUGUUGAUGGAGAAUCCGAUUCUAGCAUCAGCAUUAUCAAAUAUUUUCCCAUAUUUACUACUUAUUGAUAAUUUAUUAGAAAUAAUCACUUGGACCAACGAAGACCCGUAUCAGAACUUCUUGAUAAUCGUUAUCUAUUCGGUUUUAGUUAUGUAUUGGCAAUUCAUCAAUUGUAUUAUCUUACCAAUUUUAUUUUCAAUUACAUUUUCCUGGAUUGUUUGGUCAAUUAGUUCGGUGAUAUAUGAUUCGAAAUUUAACGAGAAACCAACUAUCGAUGAAGUGUUGCACACUUUGCAUAAUAUAACGAUUAGAUUUGAAAUGUUGCUAAGACCAGUUCAACAUUUUGAAUUAAAAUUUAAAAAUUUUACGAAAAUUUUCUUAAUGGCCGCCAUUUUAACUCCCAUUCAAGUUGGAUUAAGUAAAAGCUUGAUACCUCCUCAAAAGUAUUUAUGGUUCUUGGGACUCUUCAUGUUAACCUAUCAUUCACCAUGGUCUUUUUCAAUAAGAAGAUUAUUAUGGAGAUCAAUCUAUAUUAGAAUAAUUACUUUUUAUUUAACUGGAUUGGAUAUUAAAUUGGACAAGCAAAAUCAAAACCAAUUCAAAAACAUAAUCCACAGUCCUUCAACAAGUGAUAUUGAGGAAGAUUUGAACGAUUCAAAUUCAAAUAAAAUUCAAUUAUUAACCGAUUUCAAAAUCUUGAAGAAAAUUAUCGCUUCUCCAACUAGAUUGAAACAAAUCGUCCUCUUUGAAAUCUUGGAAAAUGAAAGAAGGUGGUUCGGUAUUGGCUGGUCGAAGUUCUUGUUACCCCACGAUAAGCCAACGUUUUGUUUUGAACAAUCGGGUCUAGUUGCUCCGGACCCAAACCUGGAUCUCGAUUUCCCUUUCCCCAUCUUCGAAAACGACUUAUAUACCUAUCUGUGGAAUUGGUGUAACGAAGACUGGUGCUUAGAUUUGGAAUUCAACAAAUCUAAAUCAAGUGACGGCUGGACUUAUUUCGAUAAUAAUUGGGAUUCUCCAGGCUAUCAAGAUGGAUUUUCCAAAUACACCCGUUCCAGAAAAUGGACCAGAAAAGCAGAACUCUACAUCGAUAAACAAGACACCGUUCUUGAUGAAUAA